CAAUUGAUAAAAAAAACACUCAUGGUGUCUUUAUUCUUUGUGAAACUGUUUUUCUGAAGAAAGAAUAUGUGAUAGUAUGUUCCUGUAUUAAUUUAAUUUUAUUACAUAUUUGUGUGACUUAAUAACUUUGAUUUUGAAUGUGCUGUGUACCACAAUUCAGUCGAUAGUUAAAAGUGAUUUUUGCAUCGGAAUUUCGAACAAGAACAUUGAUGCAGCAACCAACAAACCAUGCCGCCUAACCACAGAGAUGUAAUAAAUUGCAACUAUAUUCAACAUGAACACUAUGUUAGACAAGGCGACUUCUGUAAAACAUGUGAUCAGUGUUUCCCGGGAUUAGGGCUGGCACCAUUCACGGAAAGAAAGUUUACAAUCGACCCACUGCAUGGUGCUUUGGGAUGUCUGCACUGUAUCCCGUGUCCAUCAGGUUUCUAUAGCAACCACCUAUCGUUUGAGGAAUGCUUACAUUGUACAGAUUGUAGAAAGCUAGGGGUAUAUGAAACUCAGAAUUGCACAUCUAAACAAGAUGCAGUUUGUGGGAAAAUUAAACUGAAGUCAACCAUACAUGACGAUAACAAUUAUCGCCAACAGAAUCAUUCUACAAAUAUCGAUAAUAACCAUUAUCAACUGAAAACUAUCGACACAGCUGUAAUAAGUAUUUCUGUCCUUUGUGGUGUCCUAGCUGUAAUGGUGAUUUUUGCGGUGUAUCAACAUCUCAGAAAGAAACGGAGAACAGCCAGAAAACAAAAGGAAGAAUCGAAAAGUUCAAGAGGACUCUUAGAGGCAGAAUCACCUGGAAGUUCGUCAUUGUCAUCAAGUAAAACAACAGACAGUUCAAGAGGACUCUUAGAGACAGAAUCACCAGGAAGUUCGUCAUUGUCAUCAAGUAAAACAACAGACAGUUCACCUCUAUCAUCCAGUCGAGAAACAGUAGAGACAGACGGGGAGGAAAAUACGUUUAACUCAAAAAGUAUUGUAGAUAGAUUUAUAGAAAGUCAUGAUUGUAUAAUACACAAUGAAGAGCUAUCAGAAGCACAUGCACGAAUGAUAAGUAAGCAUAUAGCUGUGGACAAUAUGUUCUACGAUAUCGGUAUAGAUCUAGGGAUACAAGACAAUGAUAUCAAAAUAAUUAUAGAAAAUAAUAAAGAUGUGAAAUCCCGAGCAUACGAAACAUUACUGAAAUGGAAACACUUAAAAGCAUCUGAUGCAACAGUGUUACGAUUCAUCGAUACUUUACAACGAUUGAAACUUCAUAAGGAAAUCAGGGAAUUCUGUAAAACGUACGAUUAAGAAACUAUGCCAUUACGAUAAACUGUGAUAUUAAAUAAUAAUGUGUUAUGCCGCAAACAGUAUUAGGAAGGCUUCAAGAUUUUAAUGAUGCAAUCCAAAAUAUUUAUGUUAAAAAAAAAAGUGACCAGGGCCAGUGCUAUAUCGUUUAAAUUUGUUUGUUACAUACUUAGUAUUGAUAAGUUUUAUUUUUUCUAUGACAUACAUGUAUAUUGAUAUGUUUUAUUUGCUUAUGUAAUAUUUUUUAUUGAUUAAUUAUAAAAAAUAGAGAUUAUUAGUGUUUAUAGAAUAAUGAUACUGCAGAACAUUUUAAAUAUAUUCCUUUAUCUGGGAUUAAAUAAAUGGAUCAACUUUAAA
This is a messenger RNA of Mytilus trossulus (common blue mussel), 1641 nucleotides long. RefSeq lists its product as uncharacterized. The coding region runs from base 229 to 1287 and encodes 352 amino acids. Lineage: Eukaryota; Metazoa; Mollusca; Bivalvia; Mytilida; Mytilidae. Gene Ontology annotation, biological process: signal transduction; positive regulation of JNK cascade; positive regulation of canonical NF-kappaB signal transduction. The record is from RefSeq and is a predicted model, not a curated record. Gene Ontology annotation, molecular function: protein binding; signaling receptor activity. The transcript has 7 exons.